Messenger RNA from Mercenaria mercenaria, 6225 nucleotides. Its product is annotated as ras-related GTP-binding protein A. The record is from RefSeq and is a predicted model, not a curated record. The coding region runs from base 138 to 1061 and encodes 307 amino acids. Gene Ontology annotation, molecular function: GTPase activity; GTP binding. Gene Ontology annotation, cellular component: nucleus; Gtr1-Gtr2 GTPase complex; lysosome. The transcript is spliced from 9 exons. Gene Ontology annotation, biological process: cellular response to starvation; regulation of autophagy; cellular response to amino acid stimulus. NCBI's taxonomy places the organism in Eukaryota, Metazoa, Mollusca, Bivalvia, Venerida, Veneridae.
UACGCGUACGAAACAUAUAUAGUCAUGUGACAAACAAAAUGGCAGAUGUCUACAGAAGAGUCGGAUGAAAGAUUUAGUGAAAAUAUUUCAAAGUAUUUUUAAAGCAAUUUUGGUUUAUAGAAAAGUCACGCAUAAUCAUGAAGAAAAAGGUGUUAUUGAUGGGUAAGAGUGGAUCAGGGAAGACAAGUAUGAGGUCCAUUAUAUUUGCAAAUUAUAUUGCCAGAGAUACUAGAAGACUAGGAGCCACAAUUGAUGUUGAGCAUUCUCAUGUACGUUUCCUGGGAAACCUUGUACUUAAUUUAUGGGACUGUGGAGGUCAAGAGGCUUUCAUGGAGAAUUAUUUUGCUAGUCAACGAGACAACAUCUUCCGGAAUGUUGAAGUGCUGAUCUAUGUGUUUGAUGUAGAGAGUCGGGAAUUAGAGAAAGAUAUGCAUUAUUACCAGUCAUGUUUAGAGGCUAUUUUGCAGAACUCACCUGAAGCCAAGGUCUUCUGUCUCAUACAUAAAAUGGACCUUGUUCAAGAUGAUCAGAGGGAAUUGAUUAUUCGAGAGAGAGAGGAUGACCUAAAACGCCUUUCAAAACCUUUAGAGUGUACAUGUUUUGCAACGUCAAUAUGGGAUGAGACAUUAUAUAAGGCAUGGUCAUCAAUUGUUUACCAGCUUAUACCUAAUGUAAAACAGUUAGAGAACACAUUAGCUAACUUUACGGGUAUCAUUGAUGCUGAUGAAGUUUUACUCUUUGAGAAAGCAACAUUUUUGGUCAUAUCACACUGUGAACGAAAACAGCACAAAGACAUUCAUAGAUUUGAGAAGAUCAGUAAUAUAAUCAAACAGUUUAAACUGAGUUGUAGUAAGUUAGCUGCCUCAUUUCAAAGUAUGGAAGUUAGAAACUCACGUUUUGCUGCCUUUAUAGACGUGUUUACACCCAACACAUAUGUCAUGGUAGUCAUGUCUGAUCCUGGCAUUCCUUCUGCAGCCACUCUUAUCAACAUUAAAAAUGCACGCAAACAUUUUGAGAAGCUGGAGAGAGUUGAUGGUGGCCAUCCUUCUAUAACAACUUAGUAACUGUUGACUACUGGCUAUAGACAUACUACCUGAUGUUUGUUUAACAGCAAAGAAGCAAAGUUGACUGGCUGAUGUGUAGUAGUGAGAACUGUUGACCAGCUGCUACCUUUACAAUAUUAGCAACUGUUCAUUAACAUACAUUUAGCAGUAGAUACUGCUGCUUACUACCAAAUAAUUGUAUUUAUUGCAUGUGAAAUAUUAGUGUUAAAUAUAUAUGGUAUUUUCACAAUGAAAAAUAUAUGUUGGAAGUACACUUCAGUGUAAAGGAAUAUGAAUUGUAGAUAGGGAGAUUGGUCAAAAAUGUACUUCCUUAAAACAUUAAAAGCAAAAAUGUAUAUAGUUACAGCAUGAACAUAAAAAAUGUGUAAGACACUUCAUAUCAAAAUGUAAAAGAAAUCAAUGAAUGUAUUUAACCUUUUCUUACAUGAACAUUUUGACAUAAUAAUAUUGUACAUGAUGUAAUGUAGGCAAGAUUGGGAAAAAGAUGUUAAAAUCAUUGAAAGAGUCCUGAAACAAAAAGAAAAUUUGUUGUUUUACAUGUAAGAUCAAAUUAUCUAUCUCUUUUGAAUGCCAGAUUGUACAGUUUCAUUUGUGGCUAUGCCACUUGUGAAAGUCUUAAUAUUCAAAAUAUUUUUAUGUUUCUGUAAAAGCUACUGUUUGUUGAUAUACUGAGUAUUUUAUAUGUGGUUUAUAGUUCUGUUACAAUGUUUUGACAUAGUUUUGUAUAUCUUAUACAUUAUGUGACAUUUACAUGUUCCUAGGUUUGAAUUUCUCAGGUGUUUAAUACCUUUGCUUAGACAAAUGCUAAGUAUAUCUUUCACUGGUAUAUACUAGGUAUAUCUUUCACUGAUAUAUGCUAGGUAUAUCUUUCACUGAUAUAUGCUAGGUAUAUCUUUCACUGAUAUAUAUUAGGUAUAUCUUUGAUAGAUAUGCUAGGCAUAUCUUUGACUGGUAUAUGCUAGGUAUAUCUUUGACUGAUAUGUGCUAGGUAUAUCUUUGAUUGAUAUGUGCUAGGUAUAUCUUUGACUGAUAUGUGCUAGGUAUAUCUUUGGCUGAUAUGUGCUAGGUAUAUAUCUGACUGAUAUGUGCUAGGUAUAUCUCUGACUGACAUAGGCUAGGUAUAUCUCUGACUGAUAUGUGCUAGGUAUAUCUCUGACUGACAUAGGCUAGAUAUAUCUCUGACUGACAUAGGCUAGGUAUAUCUCUGACUGACAUAGGCUUGGUAUAUCCUUCACUGAUAUGUGCUAGGUAUAUCUUUGACUGAUAUGUGCUAGGUAUAUCUUUGGCUGAUAUGUGCUAGGUAUAUAUCUGACUGAUAUAUGUUAGGUUACUAGGUAUAUCCUUCACUGAUAUAUGCUAGGUAUAUCUUUGACUGAUAUGUGCUAGGUAUAUCUCUGACUGAUAUGUGCUAGGUAUAUCUCUGACUGACAUAGGCUAGGUAUAUCCUUCACUGAUAUAUGCUAGGUAUAUAUUUGACUGAUAUAUGCUAGGUAUAUCUUUCAUUGAUACAUGUACAUUUAAUAUGAUAACUCAUUUUUAGAAACAUUUUUAAAUGGUUUAUUAUUAUUUUAAAUGAAAUUUUCAAAGUUUCAGUGCUUGCAAUAAUCAUGCAAUAUGUCUGCUACUGAGUGAUGUCAUUUUUAUGAUCCUGCUUUUUGUACACAAUUGCAUAAUUUUGUAUGUGAAUGAUACCACAAAUCCUUUUACUCUUCUGACAAAAAGGAAUGUAUAACUUUUGUUUGUAAAAAUACUGAAUGCAGUUUCUGGACAUAGAUGAAAUAGUUCUGAUUUAAGGUGAAUGCGUUUAAAUGUCUUGACAAUAGGGUAGUUUUUUUUUUUGUUUUUUUGUUGUUGUUUUUUUUUAGUUAAAAUGAGCUACUAAAUUAAAGAUAGCAAUGUGAAGAAUUUCAAAUAAUAUGCUUCUGCAGAUAAGAAAUGUAUUCUCUUUUAUUUUGAAUCAGAUUGAUGAAUAACAUUAGUUGGUACUGUAAUUUUACCUGGACUUAUAAUAACAAAGUAAAUAUAUUUCUGCAAAAUGAUCCUAUUUAUCUUGACAGCUCACACACUGUUUUAGCUUUACUAUUCCAAGAAUAGUGAGAGCUAUUCUAUUUAUUAACCUGAUGUAGCACUCUGCAUCACACCUUGGUGUGCAGGUGUGCAAGUUAAUAUCUCAGUAACCAUUAUUUAUAUUAGAUUGAAACUUCACACAAGACCUCCUAGUCAUCAUACCUACUAAAAUAACCAAGUUAGAUAACUCUUGGAUGAAUUUUACUCAAAAUGUGACCCUUUUGUGAUUUGAAAAUUUGGUGAAAAUUUUGCAUGCAACCAAUAAGCAAGAUGUAUCUCUGUAAGAACUACAUUUAUUGGACUGGAAAAGUCACCAAAUGCUACCCAGUCAUCAAACCUACUGAAAUAAUCAAGUUGGAUUGCAUUAACUCUUGGUUGAAUUAAAAAAAAUGGCCAUUUCUUGACUAGGAAAAUUUGGUUUAAGUCUACCAUGUAACUGUGAAGCUGUAUCUUGAGAACAACUACAUGUAUGAAAUUGAAACUUCACACAAUAUUUUCCAGUCAUCACACAUAUUAAAGUUAACAAGUUAAGUAACUCUUGGUUGAACUUAAUUCAAAUUAUGGCUUUAGUUUUGACUUGAAACUUUGGUUAAGGUUAUGCAUGAAACUAAGUAUAAGGCUGUUUCUCAGUAACAACUCUGUGUAUUGAAAUGAAACUCCACACAAUGAUUCAGUUUCCACACCUAUGGAAAGGAAGUUACUAGAUAACUUUCGUUUGGAUUAAAUGUAAGUUAUGGCCCUUUUCCAAUUUAGAAAAUUCAGUUUUAGUUGUGUGUGCAACUGUUCUGCUAUAUUUCAGUAACAACUGAACCUUCACGCAUGUCAUCAAAUGUACAUACAUACCUGAGUUAGAGAACUCUUUACAGAGACUUACUAAUUAUGACUCUUUUUUGACUUAGAAAAUUUGGUUGAAGUGUUGUCAUUGUCUUAAUAAAAUUUUAAUUGGUUAUAAAUUGUAAUAAGAUUACUUAGUUACAUAAGCCUUGCAAGGUUAUGGUCCAUGUUUCAACUUAGAAAUUGUUAAUGCUUAGCCUGACAUUUUGGGAAAAUAAUUUCAAACAACACCAAAUCAUCGAAAGAAAGGGUUGUUUCACAUAUAAUUGAACAGCAUAUAAAACAUGUAUAUUGCUCUACAAAACAAUUGACAAUUUACUGAAAUAUACAUUGACUUCCGGAAAAGGACUGCACACUUUCGGAUAGUUCUAUGCCUUUAAAAACUCACCAUUUUCAAUGAACUGUUACAUAUCUUUGUUGAUGCAUUUGCAGUAAUGUCACAGCACUGAAAUUUCACAUAACUGGGUGGAAUGUAGUUUUCAGCGAUUUUUCAUUUUUAUUUCUUUACAAAUGGCAUUCAUUUUUAAAGGGGGACAACUUUUCAGUAUAUUUUAAUUAUCCAUUUUACGGAACAGUACGGCAGAACAUAUAACAGUCAGGUCGAUUGUUGGUAAAGAUGCUGUUUGUUUAUCAAAUAUUUCCAUGUUUUGAAUAUGUACUGCUUAACCUUAGAUAGUGGAGCUUACUGUCUUGUUGACAACUCUUGUAUAAUUGACACUGGGUAUACGAAAUGACAGUUUUGCUUAGAUGUUUUCAUUGAUAACAAACUGUAUUCCACAUAAUAUAUCUAAGAAAGUUAUAUUCACAAUUUGUUAUGUUUGUAUAUAAAUCAGCGAGGAAUUCGAACACAUGUAUAGAAUUAUAUGAAUGUGAAUGGUAAAGUGAGUGAGAUGUUUGUAUUUUAUCUGUGUAUUAAUGUAUGUAAAAAUGUUUCCACGAGAAAACUUCUAUGUACAGUCAGUCUGCAAAGUUCAGUUAUAAGUACACACUGGGCUAUACACAUACUCUGCUUCAGGAUAGGACCAUUAAGAUUGUCAGUCACCUCAGUUAUAUGUGGGAAAGUUGACAAAAAGUAGACACAGUCACCUGAUCUUGUAAGACUUUCUCAAUUGCUUCUUCAUGUCAGUUAUUUCCACUGGACUGGAUAACUUUAGAAUAUGAAGUCUGAUCAGUAUAAAAUAGAAUUCUGUGACAUUCUUUUGUAGGUAAUAACAUUCAAUAAAACUUUUUGCAGUGAUAAAAUGAAGUGCUAGUCUUAUAAGUAUCAGUGAAAUAUGCAAACCAGUGAAAUAUCUAAGUUUAAGACAAUUAACUGUUUUAUCCACUUUUUUCAUAACAAAAUGUUCCCUUAAUUUCUCUUCAAAUGUGGAGUAUACCAUCCAUAUUAUACAUAUUUCUAAAGAACUUUAAACUUUCAAUCUUAAUUAGAAUUGAUCACCAAAAGCAAUUUCCAUUGUAUAUUUAGGACACUAAAAAGAAAGAAUAAUUUAGAUUUUUGAUUAAGUUGUUGAUGAAUUGUUAAAUAGCCAUAAGUUUACCUUCAUUAGCAUAAUGAAUAUUUCAAAAAAAUUAAACAAUUAGAUAGUUGUUUAGCAGAGCUAAGUUAGGGUGCAUAUAGUAAUAUUUUUGUGUCAAGUAGAAAAAUUAAUUGAUGGUACCCACAAUGUAUUUUACUGUUUAUACAUAUUUCAUUUCGACAAAAAAAUGUGUGACAGUGUUAGCUCAUGGACAGGUUUAUUUUUGGCGUUCCAUAUUCCCACGCCCAGAAAUUAUUGAUGCUUGAAAUGGAUCAUAUGUUGAAGUUGAUCAAGAUAUAUGCUUUAUUUCUGUAUUAUGUAGCAUUUCAUCUUGGAAGUCUUUGUUGAUUUUAUUUAUAUAUCUGGGUGAUUUUGAUGCUUUCUUUUCCAUGAAGCAAGCACUAAAGUAACUCUUCCAUUGUGUGUGCGGACAGGUGGGUGGUGUCUACUACAGUUGUCUGCUCUUUUACUGAGAUGCUCUCCUCAUUUAGUCACAGUCUUUAUGGUCAGUUUCCAUAACUGGUUCUGUAAAAAAGAACAGUGAAUACAAUAUUAAUAAUAACGAUAAUAAUACUGUUAAUUGUUUAUUUAAAAAAAAAAGAUGUUAACAUGGCUGAGUAGAGUUACCACAGGAACAAUUACCUGAGAGCCAGAUGUUUCAAUCCGCACCUUCUACCAGUGAUAGAUACCGUAUUUUUCAAAUGAUGAAAUAAUUGAAAUAAAACAAAUGCUUUUAGUCAAAA